GCCGUCGCCUCUGCCAACCCCGCCGGGCGCUCGGGACGCGGCGGGAAGGGAAAUUUUGCGCUGCGGACGAAGCUUUCGCUUUCCUGCAGAAAGAAGGGAGCGGCCGCGGUUCCCGAGUGCCCUGGCCGGGAUGUGAGGGAGGCGGUGGCGCGGCCGUGACGCGGCGCAGGGCGGGGCGGGCGCGGGUCGGUCCGGCCAUGCCGAAGCGCUCCUGCCCCUUCGGGGACGCGGCCCCGCUGCAGCUGAAGACCCGCGUGGGGCUGCGGGAGCUGAGCCGCGGCGUGCGGGGCGAGGAGUACCGGCGGGAGGUGUUCGAGAGGACCCGGCGGCUGCUCUUCAGGGGUGCCCAGGCGUACAUGGAAGGCGCGGCGGCCGCUGCCCGUGCCGCGGAGCCGGGGCCGGCCGGGGAGGCGCAGGGCGAGGGGUCCCGCUGGAGCGGGCAGCUCCUCAUCGGCCACGACGGGAAACUGCGGCGGCGGCCCGCGGACAGGGCAGUUCCGCCGCUGGGAGCGUCCAGAGCCUGCUCGUCGUGUGUGAGAGCGGCCGAUGUGAAGGAGGCGUGUGCGCAGUGUGACCGGCUCGUCUGCCAGAGCUGCAGCAGGCUCUGCAGCUGCUGUAACACGGUCACCUGCUCCUUGUGCUCCGCUGUUGAGCCAGUGUUUCAUGCCAAAAUACACCAGCCAAGAGUCUGCAUGAACCUUGAGGACAUGGUCUGUAAGUGUAAGUGUAAGUGUUCCUAUGGAUUGGGGUCAGAGGAAGUCUCCACAGUGAUCCAAGGAACAUCCAGCAUGAGGAAAAUAAUUAUUUAAAGAGAUAUUCUGUCAGUUGAUAACACACCCUUCUAGAAGGCAGAAGAUGAGAGACAGGGUAAGGCACAAAAAAAGAAUGAAAGUGAGGGAGAAGAGGAAGAAGGAAUCCAUUGUUCCUUGUCUGCUGGGAAUAGAUGGAAGAAUGAUGUCAUAAGGCAAAAGGCAAAUAAAGAGAACUGGAAUUCUGAAAAACCCUGAAAAACAGGGAAAAGGAACUCAGUAGUGCAGGCUGGUGUCUACAGGUACCACCCAGCAAUCUGCGUCCAACCUCCGUGCAGCAGGGAACUGAAAGCCCACCUCCAUGUGCCAGCUUUUCCUGCUCCCAGGAGAGGAGCUCUGCUCAGCAGAAGACAGAUGGCACUGCCAUUGCCUGUGCUCCUGUGGGGGCUUUUCCAGAUGGGGAGUUGGAAGCUUCUUUGUGCUGCUCCAGCCUUCCUGUGCAGCAGCCUCGGGUGCUUGGGGCUCCACCAGCCUGCGUGCCCGGAUCCAGCGCUGCUCAGAGAAACUGCAGCUGAACCCCCUGGGGAAAUACAUGGAUUUAUAUCCAGGGUUUUCUCCCUGUCUGAGGUGUCCUUGGUGACUUCUCCUUUCUUGUGAGGAGAGAUUAUGGAGAGAUUGCUAAUAAAGGCCAAGUUACUGUCAGCGAUCUGAAAAGAAAGCUGACACAACUGUUCUGCAGAGGGGAACCCCAGACAGCUCCGUGCCACUCACACACUGACCUCCAGCCAAACUCGGUGCUUUCCUGCACUGCUGGGAUGCCUCUCCCACCUCAAGCAAGGCACAGCUGUGAGAGGUUUCUCAAAGUUACCUGAAAAAUCACUGGGCAGUCCAGGAAGCAUCACCCUCAUUGCAACUCCCUUUGCCGCUUACGGGAAUUUUAAAAAAUAUCAUUUUAAAUACCAAGCAGCCACCUUUGAUCCCCACUUCCUUCGCAUUGAGCAAGUCACCACAGAAAGUAAAACUUUGGAGAGGUAACCUGAUUCUAAGUUUUACAAUCAGGUAAAGGGAGAUACUAAGUUUAAUCCCUUUAUCUUAGUUACACAUUAAAUUUAUGACCUCACCUGCGUAAAUAAGUACAUUUUGUUCCGCUUUCUUCCACUUCCUUUCCUCUGCAACUUUCCAAUCUGCAGCUGCUCCAAGAGACUUUGUUCUCUCUGCUUUUUACUCAGUGUCAUUCUACACUCAUUACUGAAUGGGCACCAGGUAUUCCUGUCUACCU
Messenger RNA from Zonotrichia leucophrys gambelii, 2028 nucleotides. RefSeq names its product SIVA1 apoptosis inducing factor (gene SIVA1). The record is from RefSeq and is a predicted model, not a curated record. The coding region runs from base 198 to 809 and encodes 203 amino acids. Gene Ontology annotation, biological process: extrinsic apoptotic signaling pathway. The transcript has 4 exons. Gene Ontology annotation, molecular function: CD27 receptor binding. Lineage: Eukaryota; Metazoa; Chordata; Aves; Passeriformes; Passerellidae.